Molecule: messenger RNA, 6586 nt
Organism: Mobula hypostoma (lesser devil ray)
Lineage: Eukaryota; Metazoa; Chordata; Chondrichthyes; Myliobatiformes; Myliobatidae
Gene: fbln5
Product: fibulin 5
Exons: 11
Coding region: 137-1510 (457 amino acids)
Molecular function (GO): calcium ion binding
Source: RefSeq, a predicted model, not a curated record
GCCGCUGCGCAAAGCUCAGAGGGGCUCGUUAAAAGAGAAAAAGGGAAGUAUAAGCUGUUCGUCCAAGCCACAUCAGUUCUUGGGAUUUUGAGUCCACUUUUCAGGAACAUUCAACAGUUGGAACAGAAGAUCAGAAAUGUUGGCUGCAUUGGCACUGACAGUGCUCUGGAUCAGAGCAGGGCUGGCACAGGAGGCGGAUUCAGCUGUUUCAAUUACGCGGUGUUCUGAUGGCUAUCGACUGGACCGCUCAUCGGGACAAUGCAGAGAUAUUAAUGAGUGCCAGACCAUCCCAGAUGCCUGCAAAGGGGACAUGAGGUGCAUUAAUCACAAUGGUGGAUACCUGUGCCUGCCAAGGACUGCAGCGCUCGUUUUGGCGAAUGGGCCCUCCAAUCCAACCUACUCCAUGUCGUCACAAUCAAGGUACUCAGAAAGACAAAGUUCAUCCGUCUACCAGCCGGCCUCCAUUCCCAGAUAUCCUGCCCGAACUAGAUCUCUGAUCUGUCGCUUUGGUUACAGUGUGGAUGAAAACAACAACUGUGUGGAUAUUGAUGAAUGCACGGCAGGAACUCACCAAUGUAAUCCCUCGCAGAUCUGCAUUAACACAGAGGGAGGCUACAGCUGUUCCUGCACAGAAGGUUACUGGUUAGCUGACGGGCAGUGUAUGGACAUCGACGAGUGUCGGCAUGGAUACUGCCAGCAACUGUGCGCUAACAUUGCUGGCUCCUACUCCUGCCAGUGUAAUUCUGGCUUCCUCCUCAAUCCUGAUGGGAGAUCAUGCCAAGAUGUGGAUGAGUGCGCUGGAGAAAAUCCCUGUGGACAACAAUGCAUCAACACCUACGGUUCCUUCCUCUGUCGCUGUGAUACUGGAUAUGAAUUAAAUUCAGAGGGAAUGGGCUGUGAUGAUAUCAACGAGUGCAGCUUCUCAGAGUUCCUCUGCCAGCAUCAGUGUGUGAACGAGCCAGGCGACUACUACUGCAUCUGCCCCCAAGGCUACACCAUGUACAGCGACAACAGGAGCUGCCAAGAUAUCGAUGAGUGUGAGACGGGUAACCACACUUGCCAAGAAGAACAAAUCUGCUUCAACAUUCCAGGGACGUACAAGUGCCUGGACCCGGUGCGCUGCCAGGAUCCCUACAUACAGCUGAAUGAAAAUCGGUGCAUGUGCCAUGGAGACAACCCUGGAUGCACAGAUCAGCCAUUCACCAUUCUGUACAAAUACAUGGACAUGGUGUCGGGAAGGAGCGUCCCCUCAGAUGUCUUCCAGAUGCAGGCCACAGCCCGCUAUCCCGGAGCAUACUACAUCUUCCAGAUCAAAUCCGGGAAUGAAGGCAGAGAGUUCUACAUGAGGCAAACUGGGCCCGUCAGUGCUACAGUGGUGAUGACCCGUCCAAUUAGAGGGCCUCGAGACAUUGUGUUGGACCUGGAGAUGGUCACCGUGAACACCGUCAUCAACUUUCGCGGGAGUUCAGUAAUCAGACUGACAAUCUUUAUAUCUGAAUACACGUUUUAAAGCCGUUGGGUUUCCCAGGGCUAGAGGUUCUACAUCUAUGUUUUAUUGAGUGAAUGUGUCACUGUUGUUGCUAAGGCAGAAAGCUGCUUUCGAUAAUACAUUGUAACUGUAUAGAUUCUUAAUUCUGUCUGCUUUUCUCCCCUGGCUGGGUCAGAGUUAUUGUACAGCUACCCAUGAAUAGAAAUGCGAUGCCUUCAAGCAGCAGUAUAUUCAGGAAGGCAUUGUGAUGUCCUUAGCCCUUGUUUAUCCAUUAGGAUGUAAGACAUAGGAGCAGAAUUAGAUCUUUCGGCCUAGUGAGUCUGCUCCAACAUUUGAUCGUGGCUGAUUUAUCUGCCCUCUCAUCCCCAUUCUCCUGUCUUCCCCCCAUGACCUUUGGCACCCUUAUGUCAAUCAAGGAUGACAACAGUAUAUAAAAGGCUAGAGAGAAUUGUCAAGAGCAAUUUUUAUAAUAUAUACGUAUUUGAGUUUUGUGAAAUAGUUGGCAUAAUUAAGGCUAAUUUUAUGAUCCGUCAGUCACUACAGUGAGAACUAGUUGGCCCUCUCCCUGAUUGUUGCAAUUCCGAAAACAAAAGAGCAAAUCUCAAUGGCAUUAGUUAGGUAAUCCCAGGACUUCGCCCAGGUAGAAAUGAAAUAACAAAAACCUAAUACUCUGCGACGUGGCAGACAACAAUCUCAUGAGCAGCGCAAGUGUGACCUGCAAGCUCAAUUUCAACAUUUAAGAGAAGUUUGGAUAGGUACAUAGAUGAUAGGGAUAUGGAGGGCUCUGGUCUCAGUGUAGGUCAGUGGGAUUAGGCAGUUUAAAUGGUUCAGUAUGCACCAGAUGGGCCAAGUGGCCUGUUUCUGUGCUGUACUUUUCUAUGACUCUGUGACUCUAUGGCAUUGACACCCCUAUCCUUGUUAGUGGUAAAUGCUGUAGGGGUUGAGAUGUGCCCUUAAGGGUCCAAGUCCAAGUCUUUGGACUGAGAAGAGCACAAAAUCAUUACCUAACUUUUGUGACAGAUGAUAUCCUCACUAUCAUUGUCCGCACAACACUGAACAAUCUCCAUACCCACACCUACAUGAUUAAUCAUUAGUUACACCCUUCAGGUUGAAUAGAGUUUUGAUAAAUUAUGAACUUUGUUGUAUAUAGAAGAAUUAUGGUUCCACAAGCAGCCUGGUAUAGUGUGUUAUACUCUGAGAUCAUUACGAGCAUUAUAACAGGGGUUACCCAUUAUUAAGGACAUUGUAGUUCGAAGAAGACAGUACAAAGUCCCAGGGGAGAAUUUUUUUUCUUAUCUUGUAUUUCACAUUUUGUGAAGGAGAAGUGGAAGUGGAGUUAACAAAUAUUAAAUCAAAAAGAAAGAUAAGACCCUGGAUAAGAAAGAGGAAGGGAAUUAGUGGGCUUGCUCCUUCAGUCACCCAGAACAGUCGCAGAGUUCAUAAACAAGAAGCUGGAAAAUCCAGAGUAACACACACACAAUGCAGGAGGAACUCGCCAAGUCAGGGAGCAUCUGUGGAAUUAAAUAAAGAGUCAGCGCUUCGGGCUGGGGCCCGAAGAAAUGUCAACUUUUUAUUUUAUUCCUUUCCAUAGAAGCUGCUCAGCCACUGAGCCACAGUGUACUACAGUGUAGAGGGAGGGUGAAUCAAUAUCUACAUACCAAGAUCAGUCCCUGAAUAACACAAAGAUUCAUGUAUUUGUCCUGCAGCUCAAAACUCUGGAAUCUGACAUCUGCAGUUAAUAAAUGCCCAACACAAUGCUGUCAGGCAUAAUAUCACAAAAGGUUUCAGAUGCCUCAGUCACCGUGAGACAUUGAUCAUCUCAUCUGCAUUACUUCAAAUCUGCGCUCUUUGCCUUCAGAUAUUUUCCUUUUGUUCAAAGCAACGGGUAUCUAUAUUAAUCACAGAAACCUGGAGCCACCCUGUAAAAUCCUAAACAAGCAUGGUGACUCAUAAAGAGCUUAAUGGCAGACUAUUAUAUUGCCACCCAUAUUACACGUUGCUUCAGGCAGUAACAAGUGGCCUGAUUCUGCAGCAGAUAAAACACUGAAGUCAUGGAACGACGUUGGUUAAUUAAUUUCACCCAACUAACAAUACAUCCUUAUUGUCUCAAGUAUGUCACCAUUUUGUAAAGCAAACUCUUCUAUAGUUCUUCCUAGCAUCUGCUAUCUUCCUAACUUGGUUCUCAAUUUGUGAUGUUGUAACAACAACAAUAACUUGACCUAAUGUCCCACCUCUAAUGUAGUGAAAUGUUCCAGGACGCUGAACAGAAUUGUUGCCGAGUGAGGUUAUUUGACAGCGAAAUGAGGGCGGAUAGUGAAAGGCUCAAUCAAAAGGGUAGCUUGGUCAGACCUUUUAAAGGAGCUGAGCGAGGCAAGUAGUUAGAGGUCCUUAAGACCCUUCAAAGUUCAAAGUAAAUUUAUUAUAUGUCACUGAAUCCUACCUUCAGAUUUGAUUUCAUGAAGACAUUUACAGGAAAAUAAAGAAAUACAAUUGAAUUUAUGAAUGACUAUAAAUAACAAAGACUGACAAACAACCAUUGUGCAAAAGGAGACAAAUUGUUCAAGUAAUAAAAAAAAGAGUAAAAGAUAACACUGAGUUGUAGAGUCCUUGCAAGAGAGUCCAUAGGCUGUGGAGUCAGCGAAGUUAUCUAUGCUGGAUCAGGACCCUGAUGGUUGGAGGGUGUAAACAGUUCCCGAACCUGGCGCUGUGGGACCUACCUCCUGCCCGAUCGCCGUAGCGAGAAGAAAGCACGGCCUGGUUGCUGUUCUCGCUGGUUGGAGUUCAAAUCAGGUCCACAUUCUCAGGAUCUAGAUUAGAUUAGAUUAUGAGAACACUCAGUCCUCUUUUUAUUGUCAUUUAGAAAUGCAUACAUGCAUUAAGAAAUGAUACAAUGUUUCUCUGGAGUGAUAUCACAGAAAACAGGACAAACCAAAGACUAACACUGACAGAACCACAUAAUUAUAACAUAUAGUUACAGUAGUGCAAAGCAAUACAAUAAUUUGAUGAAGAACAAACCAUGGGCAUGGUAAAUAAAGUCUCAAAAGUCCCCGAGUCGAUCGACUCCCGAGUCCCCAAUAGCAGGCGGCAAAAGGGAGAAACUCCCUGCCAUAAACCUCCAGGCACCAACAACUGCCGAUGCCUUGGAAGCAGCCGACCACAACCAACACUGAGUCCAUCCGUCUGAAAACUUCGAGCUUCCGACCAGCCUCUCCGAUACAGCCUCCCGAGCGCCUUUGACUUCACCCCGGCCGCUGAAACACGCAAAGCCGAGGAUUUCGGGGCCUUCAGCUCCGGAGAUUCCGAUUACCACACAGUAGCAGCGGCAGCGAAACGGACAUUUCAGAACUUUUCCAGAUGUUCCUCCGUGCUCUCACAUCUGUCACCAUCAAAUCAGGAUUGUGCACGGUCCCCUACUUGACAGAUAACAGACAUCAUCACUAAAGUGGCCGCGUGCACUGCCGUCGCGCCGCCAUCUUCUCCUCCCUCCCUUCUAGAAGGUUUAUGUGAGUGUAAGAAGUUAAGAGGGAUGAGGGAUUGAUAGUGGAGAUUGAACUGGUAGUAAGACCACAUGACUAUACGACAUUGGAGCAGAAUUAGGCCAUUCGGUCCAUUGAGUCUACUCCACCAUAGCAUCAUGGCUGAUUUAUUACCCCUCUCAUCCCCAUUCUCCUGCCUUCUCCCCAUGACCUUUGAUGCCCUGACUAAUCAAGAACCUACCAACCUCUGCUUUAAAUAUGCCCAAUGACUUUGCCGCCAAGCUGUCCAUGGCAAGCACUGUGUAGUGUGUGCAUGGGUCUUGGAGCUACAAAACACAGAUGUUUGGAGGAGACCAAGUUUAUGUAGGAUGGUGUUCCACCAGAAUAAUCUUAUCCAUCAGCUCCAAUCGUCGUGGUUUCCAUGCCAUUGGAAUCAGUUGGUUGAUUUGUGAAGUAUCAUGUGCUUCUUGGAGUGCAACAUCAAGUGCACAUUAAACAAAUACACGCACAGGCGUCUUCACCCUGUGGGCCACUUCCUCAGAACGAAGACCAUAACCCUCAACCUCGAGGGAUAGCCACGACAAUGACAACAGGUAACAAAGCCAUAGAUAAGACCACCCAGUAACCAUUUGAACUGAGACACCAAUAGGGUUAGCAAUGUUACGGAGAGAGGUAGACUUACAAAGAUGUGCCAAAUGGCCUAAUUCUGCUCCUAUGUCUUAUGGUCUUAUCUCAGCACUCAAACCCUCCCAGUGGUACAACCAGUCUAGGCCAGCUUCAUUCAGCCUUCUGGAUGGCCAGAGAGCUGAAUGUGUGGCAGGACCAAAGACAAUGGCUGCCAACUUCACCAUAUUUAUUCAUUGUAUAUUUCUGCUUAACAAAUCUGAGGCAGUGCAGUAGCUCACAGAGGUGCCAGACAGAAAGAACCAAGAGUCAACAGGGGAGACGAGAAAGUGUCCUUGAAUGAUAUCGGCAAACAUUAGAAUACAGAUGAUAAUCGAAAGCCCAAAGGGUGGAUCCAUGGAAGAUUGAGAGCUCCACUCCAGCAUAGUGAGUACCAUGACGCUAUUACAGCUUGGAGUGUUGGACUUCGGAAUUCAAUUCUGACAGUGUCCAUAAGGAGGUUGUACAUCCUCCCCGUUGAACGAGAGGGUUUCCACCGGGUGCUCUGGUUUCCUCCCACAGUCCAAAGAUACACCGUUAUCAGGUUAAUUGGUCAUUGUCAAUUAGGCUAGGGUUAACUAGGAGAGUUGCUGAGUGGUGCAGAUUGAUAGGCCUGUUCUACGCAGUGUCUCUUAAAUAAAUAAAAUAACAUAGACAAUCUGAAGGUAACGACAAAGGAAUGAGCAGAGAAUUCUUCAUGGGCGUUGCCCUGGCUACCUUUUGGUAAGAAUGAAACCAAGAGAGACCGGCUCUAUCUGACUGGAGGAAGAAGAGAUUCAGGCCAACAGACUUGGAAGGAUAGGUUACCACUGACACAGAUUGUAAUGAACGCCAUUCACGAUUUUGAUAAGCCAGUUCAAUGCUGUGACAAGGCCAGGUCCUUUGAUCUCUCUCUCUCUCUCCCUUCCUUUACAAUGACAGAAAAUGAUCAGGAUCCAGAAACUCGUUGUUAAUAAGA